Messenger RNA from Hipposideros armiger (great roundleaf bat), 3609 nucleotides. RefSeq names its product STEAP4 metalloreductase (gene STEAP4). Gene Ontology annotation, molecular function: ferric-chelate reductase (NADPH) activity; cupric reductase (NADH) activity. Gene Ontology annotation, biological process: copper ion import. The transcript is spliced from 5 exons. NCBI's taxonomy places the organism in Eukaryota, Metazoa, Chordata, Mammalia, Chiroptera, Hipposideridae. The coding region runs from base 121 to 1530 and encodes 469 amino acids. The record is from RefSeq and is a predicted model, not a curated record. Gene Ontology annotation, cellular component: endosome; plasma membrane.
CGCGAGCCACAGCACUGAGCUGGAGCAAGGCUGUAUCACCCUGUCCCAGCGUGGCCCCGCGGCGCUCCCGGCUGCAGCUGCCCUACACCACAGCAGCUUGGAAGCACCCUUCCCGCAGUUAUGGAGAAAAUGUCUACAGAUGAACUUCCUCUUACUAUGAGUUUUUCAGAAGAGCAAGAGACUGUAUGUAUUUUUGGAACUGGUGAUUUUGGGAGAUCACUGGGACUUAAAAUGCUCCAGUGUGGUUAUUCUGUUGUUUUUGGAAGUCGUAACCCCCAGAUGUCCAAUCUGCUGCCUAGUGGUACAAAGGCCUUGAGCUAUUCAGAAGCAGCUCAGAAAUCUGACAUCAUCAUCCUAGCAAUCCACAGGGAGCAUUAUGACUUCCUGACAGAACUAACUGAGGUCCUCAGUGAGAAAAUAUUGGUCGACGUCAGCAACAACCUCAAAAUCAAUCAGUACCCAGAGUCUAAUGCAGAGUACCUUGCUCAGCUGGUGCCGAAAGCCCGUGUGGUAAAAGCGUUUAACACCAUCUCAGCCUGGGCGCUCCAGUCAGGAGCACUGGAUGCAAGUCGGCAGGUGUUUGUCUGCGGAAAUGACAGCAAAGCCAAGCAGAGAGUGAUGGAUAUUGUCCGUACUCUUGGACUGACUCCAUUGGAUCAAGGAUCUCUCAUGGCAGCCAAUGAAAUUGAAAACUACCCCUUGCAACUAUUUCCAAUGUGGAGGUUCCCCUUCUAUUUGUCUGUUGUUCUGUGUAUCUUCUUCUUCUUUUACUGUGUUAUAAGGGAAAUAGUCUACCCUUAUGUUUAUGAAAAGAAAGAUACUACCUUUCGCAUGGUUAUUUCCAUUCCAAAUCGUGUCUUUCCAAUACUAGCACUCAUACUGCUUGCCUUGGUUUACCUCCCUGGUGUUAUAGCUGCCAUUCUGCAGCUGUACCGAGGUACGAAAUACCGCCGAUUUCCAAACUGGCUGGACCACUGGAUGCUUUGCAGAAAGCAGCUUGGCUUGAUAGCACUGGGAUUUGCCUUCCUCCACGUCCUCUACACACUUGUGAUUCCUAUUCGUUAUUAUGUACGAUGGAGGUUGGGAAACCUAACUGCUACCCAGGCAAUAGCCAAGAAAGGAAAUCCAUUUAGUACGUCUCAUGCCUGGAUGAGUGAUUCAUACGUGGCUUUAGGAAUCCUUGGAUUUUUCCUGUUUGUGCUUUUGGGGAUCACUUCCUUGCCCUCAGUUAGCAACAUGGUCAACUGGAGAGAGUUCCGAUUUGUGCAGUCCAAACUGGGUUAUUUGACCCUGAUCCUGUGCACAGCCCACACCCUGGUAUAUGGCGGAAAGAGAUUCCUCAGUCCUUACAUUCUCAGAUGGUAUCUUCCUUCAGCCUACGUGAUAGCACUCAUCAUUCCUUGCACCGUGCUGGUGAUCAAGUUUAUCCUCAUCCUGCCAUGUAUAGACAACACCCUCACGCGUAUCCGCCAGGGCUGGGAAAGAAAUUCGAAAUUCUCAAAAUCACUGAAUGGAAAAACGGAUAUUUAAAGCAAAGUUCAAUUCGAUCUGACUUCUGAACUUGGAGUUCUGUGUUGUAUGUUUAAAGGAUAACAGGCACAGUUCAGAAAGUGCUUUUCCCCCACCAUGGUCUGAAGUUUCUGUACAGAGAAGGGGGCAGUGUGUGUGUGUGUGGGGGGGGCGGGGCUGAGAUCUAGAUUAGCUUUGAGACUUGACACUUCGAAACUUCUUGUUGUGGGCACCAUGCAUAACCUAAUGUCUUGCAAAAUCCAGGAGAAGAACAUGCAACUUCCUUCACUGGUUCAAGGACUGAAUGGAGUGAAAGAGAAAAUAGUAAGAUGGUGACCACUGAUAGGGAUUUUAUUAGGUAAGUCUGAAGACGAGGGCCAAAUUAAGUAAAAGGAGAUUGUUUUGUUUUGUUUUUUGGACAUGAAGAUGAUUAUAAAUAUUGCCCUAGUGAAUUAUGGAUUUAAAUGUGCUCUUUGAUUUUGCUUUUACCAAUAUAAAUGUGUACAGUGGAGAACUAUUUUAUAACACAACAAAAAUAUUGCAAUUGAUUGGAAGCAUGAAUGGGAUAUAUGCAAAUCUAUAUAGCUGUCAUAAGAUCCCUCCUCUACAAGGAAUAGGUAUAGGAAAGAUUGAAUUAAAAUUGAGGGACAUCUACUUGGAAUUUCCCAAUGUACAAUAAGCAAUGAAAGGUUGAUAAGGGCCCUUGCACAAAAUGUUCAAAUAAACCAGAAUUUUAGAGAGCAAGCUAAAUAAAUUUUGUAAAAUUGCACUAGAUUAGGUAUGCUUUUGUUUAGGUAUUGUGGUAUGCUGUAUAAAUAAUGUAUUCCAAACAUUAUUCAAUAUUGAUCAUAUAUAAAAUGAAUUUCUAGUGUAAAACAAUAGCUUCUAUAAUUUAUCAUAGUUCAUUAUAAUUUGAAGCAGUGAAAUUAAAUGAAUAAUGAAAGUGUAAGUUUGACUGAUGCACAGAUAAGAGAGAAUUAUGGAAAAUCUUAGGGCAGACAAGUCUUCCCAAUGAGCUGGCACAUGUUCUUUAGGACAGAGAGGUGUGAACAAACAUGAGACUUAGCUCUUUCUCAAAUUCUUGGUGGAAUGCAGGACGAUUCUCUCUGUUUUUCAGUGAUGAUAGGUGCAUUUCCAAGAAGACUUCAGCAGGAUUAGCCUUACUGGCUCAUACAAGGAGCUAAAAGGAGAUUUCUGCAAGAUCUUCCCACAUACUGAAAUAACCAAAAGGCUUUGAGUUUGACUUUUUUUUACCUGCUCUAUCAAGACCAUUUAUUUUUCUCUUUUUUUUUACUUUUAUUAUCAUAUAGUCUACAUGACAUUAUACAAAAUGAUUAAAAUAUAUUAAAACACCACCUGUAAUCCAGGAUAGUUUUCUAUAAAACUUUUUGAAAAUACUCUAUUUAUAUUGUAGUUCAAUUUUAUACCCUUCCUUUUUAUGUAAUAUAUUAGCGCUUUGUUCUCUUACUUACAAGGCAUAUUAUUUAAUUAGAAGCUGCAUAAUAUUACUUCAAAUGGGCAUUUAUUAAGCGCUGCCCUAAUUAAAUAUGUAGGUUACAUUCAUUUUUUACUAAAACAACAUUUCAGAAAUGAUCUUAGCACUUACUUUUUUCCUCAGAAUACUUGCUAAGAAUCGAGAUUACAAAAUUAAAUAACUUUUAAUAGCAUCUGAUAUAUAUUGCCAUAUUAUUUCUAAAGUGACCUUGUCAAUAUCACCAGCAUUGGAUGAGGGUGUUAGUUUCAUGAUACCCACAUAGAUUUUGUUUUGUAUUUCAAUUAGUGUUCACUGAGAAGAUACACAGAACAUAGGAUCCAUUAAUUUAUCCUUGAUCCACCCAAGCAAGGAUUCAAAAGAGCUGGGAGACUUUGAGCAGAGCUGUGGUAUGUGGUGCUGACCCCAGAGCAGGGAUAAUGUCCCUCCUCACCCACGCUCUUAAACAGCCAAGUGUUCUAGGGCUAGAGCCUACCCUUUGCUAGAUGAUUGGUUGAUUCAAGAUCAGGUACUGGGGGCUGAUGUAAGGAAAGCCUUUUGGGUUAACCAUGCUCCGUUUUAGUAAGAGUAAUAGGUCUUUACUGGGUCACAGUUCAUCACUAAAAACA